ACACCCGAGCCGGCAGCGUCCCGCGCUAAGGAACGCCAGCCCGCCCGGAGGGGAGCCGAACCGGGACCGUCCCGUCCGUAAGGAGCCGAACCGAGCCCCCCAGAACUCCUCCGGAACAACCCGAACCCACUCGGCCCCCGCGAUGCCCCCUCCGUGCCGCCCCCCGUCCCCGCUGCGCUGCGUCCAGGCCCUCAGUGCCCUCCUGGCGCUGGCGCUGGCCGCGGCGCCCGGCUACUGGAUCCCGGGCGAGGGCGACGGCUGCUUGUCCGCCUGGGCCUUGUCCUUCGUCUUCACCACCCUCCUCCUCCUCAACGACGCCUUCCGCCGCCCGCCGCCGCGCCGCGACCUCCCGCUGGCGCUGGCCACCGCCGCCGCCAUGGCCUGUGCCACUGCCACCGUCCUGUGGCCGCUGGGCCACCUGCGGGGACACGAGGGUGGCCAAGGCCGCCCCCGCGCCCUCCGCGCUGCCGCCACGGCCGCCUCGGCCGUGGCCACGCUGGCCUACGCCGCCGAGGUGACCCGCGACCGGGCGCGGCCCGGCGAGGCCGCCCCGUACCUGGCCACCCCCUCGGGGCUGCUCAAGGUGGCCGAAGCCUUCCUCGCCCUGCUGCUCCUCGGGCUGUCGGCCGAGCUGGGCGCGGCGUCGGGGCCGGCGGCCGUGCGCUGGUGCCUGGGCAUCUUCUGCGUGUCCUUCGUGCUGGGGGUGCUGCUGGUCGGCAGCUGCCUGCUGGGCUGGGGCUGGUGCGGCUGGAUGCGGGACCCCGAGGGGCUGCGCUGGGGGCUGGGGGUCUACGCCGGGCUGGGGGUGGUGGCCUACGGGGCGGCCACGGUGCUGUGGGCGCUGUACAGCUUCUCGGACGACAUGGGGGGCCAGUCCCGGAGACCCUACGGCUGCCACGCCACCUGCCCCUGGGACAGGAAGGUGCUGGUGGCCGUGCUCAGCGGCCUCAAUCUGGUGGCCUUCGGUGUGGAUUUGGGGCAGACGGGAAGGUUGGUGCUCUUGAGGGCCUGAGGGGGCACCCCAGGGUGAGUGGGGGGGGGAUCCUGGGGGGAGGUGGAGCCUUAAGAGGGGUCUGGGGUCUCCCACAGGUUGGGAUCAGGGCCUUCGUGGGGGUCUGGGUUGAGUCCUGAGGUUCUCAGGCUCCCAAAAGAUCCUUCUGUGGGGGAGGUUUGGGGCCCUAAGAGGGACCUGGGGGGGUGUUGGGGUCCUGGUGGGUGUUUGGGGGUCACCCCAGGGUAGGAUCCAGCUUCUAAUGGGGGUCGGGGGUCCUCUCCUGGGGUGGGAUCAGGCUCCUAAUGGGGGUCCUGGACUCUCUAUUGGACAGGAUUGAGCCUCUAAUGGGGGUCUGGGGUCACCCCGGGAUAGGAUCCAGCCUCUCUGGGGGUCUGGGGUCCUCUCCUGGGGUGGGAUCAGGCUCCUAAUGGGGGUCCUGGACCCUCUGUAGGGCAGGAUUGAGCCCCUAAUGGGGUCUGGGUCACCCCAGGGUGGGAUCGGGGUGCUGUGGAGGUCUGGGGUCUCCCCUUGGGGUGAGAUCCAGCCCCUGCUGGGAGUCCUGGAUCCUUUCUGGGGCAGCAUCGGGCCCUUUUCGGGGUCAGGGUCCCCUCUGGGGGGAUAAUGGAACCCUAAUGGGGAUCCUGGCUCCUCUGUGGGGUGGGAUUCAGCCCUUGAUGGUGGUCUGGGGUCCCGCCAGGGUGGGAUCGGGUGCCUGAAUGGGGUCUGGAUCCUCCGUGGGGCAGGAUCUGGUGCUUAGGGGGGUCUGGGAUCAAGUGCCUGAGGGAUCCUUCCUGCAGGGGUGGUGGGAUCACAAGGGGGUCUUGGGGAGGGGGACACCGCCGAGGCCUUAAAUUGGGGGGUGUUGUCAUUAAAGGGACAUUUCUGCUUCUUAA
Messenger RNA from Passer montanus (Eurasian tree sparrow), 1887 nucleotides. RefSeq names its product myeloid-associated differentiation marker homolog. Lineage: Eukaryota; Metazoa; Chordata; Aves; Passeriformes; Passeridae. The record is from RefSeq and is a predicted model, not a curated record. Gene Ontology annotation, cellular component: membrane. The coding region runs from base 143 to 1012 and encodes 289 amino acids. The transcript is spliced from 2 exons.